This is a messenger RNA of Perkinsus marinus ATCC 50983, 456 nucleotides long. RefSeq lists its product as hypothetical. NCBI's taxonomy places the organism in Eukaryota, Perkinsozoa, Perkinsida, Perkinsidae. The transcript has a single exon. The annotation marks the transcript as partial. The record is from RefSeq and is a predicted model, not a curated record.
AUGUCCUAUACCUUCGGCCUUCUCUCGUUUGCCAUUGUGACGCAAGCCCUGGGACAAUCUGAUUUCCCUUUCCAGGUCGUUGCUGAUUACCCAGCGGGUUGUCAUGGUGGGCCCGGCCCAGGGGAGGGAAGCAACAUUACCGAUCUCCUAAAGCCGUCCUGCAUUUACAACAUGAAGGGCGUCACAUCUGAAGGAGUUAUUAAAGAGGCUGCCGGGAUCAUUCUAAACACCAAUCGGCCUGGGCAUUAUGGCAGCAUGCAUGUUAAGGUCACCGUGUCCAAGAAGCCUGGCACCAAAGGCGGUGCGCUGGUGGAGACGUAUGGUUGGGCUCACUUGAGUGUCGGUGAUGAAACUCGAGACUUCUGGUGGAACCCAGCCCCAGGGAAUAAUGCCUUUCUCCCUGGAGUGCCCAUCCAUAUUGCUACUAUCGACUACGGUUCUAUCCCUAAUGCUAAC